Molecule: messenger RNA, 702 nt
Organism: Gongylonema pulchrum
Lineage: Eukaryota; Metazoa; Nematoda; Chromadorea; Rhabditida; Gongylonematidae
Source: the annotation of a GenBank genome assembly
AUGGGCGACGAAUUCAGUACCAAUUGCAGCGAGAGGCAUUACUCCAACAACAACGAAAGUAACAACGAUGAAGAAAAGAAGUUCUUCAUUCACAUCUGUUGGACAGCUCGUUGCUAUAACGGUAGCACCAUUAUCAAAAGCCAAGACAAAGUUUAUAACAGCAGCAUAGAGAACGUUUUCAUUGACUGCGGCUUAGAACUUGAUGACAGCGACAACAAAAACAUAUUCAAGCCCCGUAAAGAGGAAAACGGCGACAAAAGCGAACGUGUUUUAAUUGAAUUAUGCUUUGCCGAUAUCAGCAAAAACAUGGCAAACCUGGAAACUAACAACAUUGAUGAGGGAAAGCUUACGUACGUCCGUUCUGAUAUUCCGUUUAAAGGGUUCAACAACGACAUCAUUCCUGAGAGCCCCAACGAAAACAACAAUGAAAAGAAGUGGUUUUGGAUUUGUUGGAACAGCGAAUUGAACGACCACAAGAAAAACAUCGACAUCCGCGAAAACAGCACAGGCGAUAAAAAUAGAGACGUCAGAGAAAGAUUUAUUUGUCUCGACGUGAAAUUGCCGCAUAUUGAAAAUAUUACCCGCGAGAGAGACUAUAACAGAAGAAGCAGCGACAGCGAUAAAAUGUUGAUCCACUUCAUUUUGAAUUUCCCACUCUGUUACAACUGUAGUUUUGCUGUUUGUUCAACGAAUGAUAUUUAA